AUGCCUAGUUUAAAAGAUUAUUGGAGUGUGAAGAUGUUAUACAAAAAUUGUGUAGCAAAAAAUAUCAUGUCAAGAAAUCGAUUCGAGUUGAUUCUCCGAUUUUGGCAUUUUGCCGAUAACGACCAAGCUCCUGAAAGUGAUAGAAUUUUUAAAAUUCGAAAUCUGAUUACAAAAAUGGUUCAUAACUUUCAAAAUAUAAUGGAACCAGAAGAAAUGAUGGCUGUAGAUGAAACAAUGGUUCCAUUUCGUGGGCGAUUAAAAUUCAAACAGUAUAUUCCUGGAAAGGCGCAUAAGUACGGAAUAAAAUUAUUUAAACUUUGUGGCGUUAACGGGUAUACGUAUAAUAUGGAAGUUUAUGCAGGCAAAAGCCAAACUGAUGGAAGAGGAUUAGUAUCGCCCAUAAAUUUCGUUUCGUAUACAUUAGCCAAUGAGCUAUUAGAAAAAAAUACGCAUUUAAUCGGUACAUUAAGAUCCAAUCGAGUUAAACUACCAGAUGUUACAAAAGCAAAGCUACAACCAGGACAAAUAGUAGGAAAAGAAAAUUCAAACGGUAUUGUGGUUGCCAAAUGGCGUGACAAAAGGGAUGUCACCAUGUUAUCUACUCGCCAUGAUAUUUCUAUGAUAGACACAGGUAAAAAAAAUAGAAAAAACGAAUCAAUAGUGAAGCCAAAAAUAAUAAUUGACUAUAAUGCUGGGAAGGCUGGCAUUGAUUUAUCAAAUCAGCUAUCCAGCUAUAGUAGCCCUGUACGAAAAUCCAUAAGGUGGUACCACAAAGUGGCAACCGAAGUCUUAUUAGGAACUGCAGUAGUGAAUGCAUUGAUAGUUUAUAACUUGAAUACGCCACAGAAUAAACUAAAGAUCACGCAAUUUCGAGAAUUAUUAAUUAAUGAAAUGCUUGGAUUCAUUGGAUUUAAUCAAUCAGAACAGGACCAAACUUCACUUGUGUUACCGAAAACACGACGAGCAAAACACGUUUUUAUACAAACUACAUUAAAGUGCAACAGAAACCGAAAACUGCGAAAGAGAUGUGCUCAUUGUUAUAACGAAAAGACAACUACUGUAGGAUCAGUACAGGCUUGCAAAGAUGUGAAAAGGGUUACAACUCUUUGCGAAACAUGUGAUGUUUACACGUGUGCUGAUUGUUUUGUCAAACAUCAUACAAAAUAA
Messenger RNA from Rhopalosiphum maidis (corn leaf aphid), 1167 nucleotides. Its product is annotated as piggyBac transposable element-derived protein 4-like. The record is from RefSeq and is a predicted model, not a curated record. Lineage: Eukaryota; Metazoa; Arthropoda; Insecta; Hemiptera; Aphididae. The coding region runs from base 1 to 1167 and encodes 388 amino acids. The transcript is spliced from 2 exons.